AUGAGCUUUUGCCUGCGAAGGUGUGCUGGGCAGUGCAGCUACCACACGCACGGCGGUUGCCGUGUGGUGUUGUCGGAGCCUCUGCUGAAGUAUCGUCCCACCAAGGACUUGAAGGAGACGCUGCUCCAUGAAAUGAUCCACUCGUACAUUUUCCUUCAACGCAUAAAAGACGAUGGAGGCCACGGAACCAAGUUUAGGGAGUUGAUGAACUUCAUAAACACGGCCACGUUCCCAGAUUCGCAGCGCCCCCCAAGUGGAUACAAUGUGACAGUGUAUCACGGCUUCCAUGGGGAAGUGGCUCAGUACAGAACUCACUGGUGGGAGUGCGAAAAAUGUGGAAACACGGUCAAGAGAGCCACAAACAGGCCACCCCAGGAGGCGGAUUGUCGACGCAGGAAGAUCGUUGACAAGCAGUGCCAAGACCCAUACUGUGCCUACCACAUGCACAUCAAAUACUGUGGCGGUCAGUACAAAAAGACCAAGGAGCCAGAGGGAUAUGGACGAAAACGACAACGACCGAGAGAUAACAGCUGUGAUAAUGUUGGGGAUCACUCCAAAAAGCAGAAGCAGAAAGCCACCUCGACACCUAUCACCAAAUAUUUUGGCAAAAUGCAAGACACUGCAGCUGCAGGCUCUUUGGAUGCUGAAGAGAAGCCUGCAGGUGCAUUUUCUGGCAAGGCUUACUUUCUUGGCGCCGAGCCUGGCUCAGGGUUGCCACGUCCCAGACUGCCAGGGUUGCAGAAUCCAGCAGCACAGCCAGCAAGCAGCACCCCUUUCAUUCCACUGCCAAGCCCUCACAGUCAGCAAGGACCUGGGAAGUCAAAAGCACAGCAGAUCCACGGCAGGCCUGUUGGCAGCGUGUUCUCUGGGGAUGCUGGAAAUGCCCACUAUCUUGGUCAGGCGCCUGUGGCCUAUUGGCCAGUCGUCAGCAGCAAAGGUUCCAGCAGUGACAGCCCAGGUGUCACCCCAUGUAGACAAGGCCCGCACGAUGUUGAGCCAGCGAAAGUCACAGAAGGUCCCACCCCUGUUGUCGUGGAUCUUGUUUCUUGCACUGGUGGCUCAAGCUGUGCACGUGACAGCCGUUUCCAGGAGCAAGGCUGUGGGGGAGAUCCUGAGGAUCUACGGGAGCCAUCUUGGAGUACCAAAGACGGGAAAGCGAAAGGCUAUGUGGAUUCAGGCAAGGGUCGAGCGUUUUUGUCCAAGGACCCAAGUCCAACACACUCUUCCGCUGGCUGUGGCGCAACCGUUGAUGUGAUCGACUUGUCAAUGGACAAUGACAUGGAUAUCGACGAGGAGGUCACUCUGACCAUGGCUCCAGGGGCAGAAGGCGACAGGGUGGUUUGCCCAGGUUGUGGCAGAGAAUGGGCCCUGGCCUGUACAACGAAUGAGGCACUGGCUGAGCACAUGGAUAUGUGCUUGUCGGCCUGA
Ostreobium quekettii is the source of this 1428-nucleotide messenger RNA. The record is from the annotation of a GenBank genome assembly. Lineage: Eukaryota; Viridiplantae; Chlorophyta; Ulvophyceae; Bryopsidales; Ostreobiaceae.